UAUUUUUGUAACUUCACCUUUAAAAUACGCGCGGAAACGUGUUCUGUGGGCUAACUCCCGCGAGGAAUCUUAUCACCUCUCUCUCUCUCCUCUCUUUCUCUCUCCAACUCCCGUAACCGAACCCGAGCCCUUUCCUUCCCCUCUUCUUCUUCCCCGUGGAAACCCUAACCCUAAGCCUAAGCCUAAUUACCGCUACCUAAUGGUCUCGAGUGCCCUCCACCACUUCUCCUCCUCCAAACCCUCCUCUCAUGUGCAAGACCAAAUCCGCGGCCAUGGCGUCCACACCCAAAUCCCGGCACCAGAGCUCCUCCCGCUCCACCGCCACCGCCGGCGCCACCACUACCUCCUCCUCCGCCGCCGCCGCCAUUAGCAGCCGCCGCACCGCCGCAACGAGCUCGUCCUCGUCCUCGUCCCUCUACUCCUCCGCCACCUCGUCGAGCCUCGCCGCGCUCCGCGACUCCCUCCCGGAGCUCCCCGCGCUCUACCCCUUCGCCGAGGUCGCGGCCGCCACCAACAACUUCCUCUCGAAGCGCCUCUCCGCGCGCUCGGCGUCGUGGCGCUGCUCCCUCCGCGGCAAGGACGCGGCGGUGUUCCAGCGCGCCCUCCGCGGCGGCUCCGACCUCGCCGCCCUCUCCGCGCGCCUCGCCGCCCUCGGGAAGAGCCACCACACCAGCCUCGCCCGCCUCCUCGGCGCCUCCCUCGGCGGCGACCACGUCUACAUCGCCUACGAGUUCGUCCCCGGCGCCUCCCUCCGCGACUGCCUCCGAAACCCUCGGAACCCCAACUUCACCCCCCUCUCCUCCUGGAUCUCCCGCAUGCAGAUCGCCGCCGACCUCGCCCAGGGGAUCGAGUACAUCCACCUCCACUCCGCCGCCACCGUCCACAACCGCAUCAAGAGCUCCGCCGUCAUCGUCACCGAGCCCGGCUUCCGCGCCAAGAUCUGCCACUUCGGCGCCGCCGAUCUCGCCGGCGACGUCCCCGCCGACGCCGUCCUUCCCUCCUCCUCCGAUCGAAUUCUCCCUCGAUCGGGCAGCGGCGGCCGGCGCAUCGAGGGGACGAGGGGCUACAUGGCGCCCGAGGUGAUCGCCGGGGGGAGGGUCUCCCCGCAAUCCGACAUCUACGCCCUCGGCGUCGUCCUCCUCGAGCUCGUCUCCGGCGAGGAGCCAUUGAAGUACCGAUACGAUCGCCGCAGGGGCGAAUUGGAGCGGCAAUCGCUGAUCGACACGGCAUUGGCGGCGGCGGCGAGCGGGGAGGGCGUGAGGAGGUGGGUGGACCUGAGGCUGCGGGACUCGUACCCGGUCGACGCCGCGGAGAGGCUGGUGGGCGUGGCGCUGCGGUGCGUCGAUGCGGAGGCCGCGGCGAGGCCGGAGAUCGCGUGGGUCGCCGGGAAGGUCUCCAAGCUCUACCUCGACUCCAAGGCCUGGGAUGAGACCGUUAGGGUUCCCACCGAUUUCUCCGUCACCAUUGCUCCCCGGUGACACCACUGGAUCGCAAUUCGCAGGGAUGAUGAGUUCCUCGCAACAAGGGACAGGAGUGAAAAAGAGCGUGUGGGGAAAAUUUCAUCUCCUCGGCCUUAAGAUCGACGGUUCUGGAACAAUAGGGACUUUGCCCUUUUUUUGGGGCGAGGCGUUUUGGGCUUUUUUGUAUUUUUGUAUUUUUCUGUGAUCAUAAAAUUUGAUGAUUGAUGUUGGAAAUUUUAAAUCACAGCGAAGAAAAUGAGAUAGGUAUAUAAAAACUGACAAAUUAGUCAUUGUAUAUGUAUAUUAUAUGAUCAUGAUGUUGUUAUAACAUUACUAAGCUAAAAGAAAUAAUAAUAAAAAAAAAAUGUAGGUAAACUUCA
Molecule: messenger RNA, 1840 nt
Organism: Ananas comosus (pineapple)
Lineage: Eukaryota; Viridiplantae; Streptophyta; Magnoliopsida; Poales; Bromeliaceae
Product: lysM domain receptor-like kinase 3
Exons: 2
Coding region: 249-1478 (409 amino acids)
Biological process (GO): protein phosphorylation
Molecular function (GO): ATP binding; protein kinase activity
Source: RefSeq, a predicted model, not a curated record